GAACUAGGGAACAUAGGAACGAUGGAAUGGACUUAAAAGUGUUGACGCAGGUGGACAAACGAACAUGGACGAGUAAAGCAAGAAGCAGUUCCACAUACCAGACGAUGGAGCUAGACUCGGAAACGGCCCGAGGCUGGGUCUGUGAUAUUGUUCAAGCGAGAUUGCAGUGAUUGUAUUUAAGUAUGGGAUAAAAGAAAUGCGUGUCCAAGAGAAAUCCUAUGCAUCAUGUGCCAAAAUGACGGAAGAAAGGAGCAUGAACGGAGGUCCUGAUGGACCCAGUGAAAAUAAAAGGGGCUUUGGACUUAGUAACGCCGAUGGAACGCAAAGUCCAAAUUUGACAGCAUCCGUUGAUAAUGAUAAGACCAACGCAGUUGGAGGAGGAAGGCUCAAAUUUUUCAAAGAUGGAAAAUUCAUCUUGGAACUAUCCCACCGUAAGGAUGGUGAGCGUAUGGCUUGGGUUCCUGUUUCCAAGAAAACGUGCUGGCCUUCUGCAUCCGUUUCGACAGCAGGGACCCCCAGACAAGAAAGUUCAACAUCACUUAGCGUGUCGGAUGACAACUCGUCGGUCCAGUCGUCUCCAUGGCAGAGAGACCAUUGCUGGAAGCAGAGCAGUCCUCGACGAGGUGUUGGUAAGGAGAUGACAUUCUUCAUGCAACCAUCGAAACACAUCAGGCAUGUCAGGAACCUUCAUCUCUUCUCUCACACGUUACGUAGAAAAAGGAGGUGUCCUUACGACUCUGCGGAAGUUCCAGUGACGAUGGACAGGAAUGGUACGACUAGCGCUAGGUUAGCCAGGGUCAAAAGAGAAGCUCCGAGUCCUGAAAAGUUAAAUUUGCUCAUUCAGAGUUUGUGGGAACGGGUGAACUCGGCAAGUGAUGGUGCUGGCACCAGCGUGUUGGUGCAAAACCACACAAGAACUAUAAGUGUGACGGUGGGGCGCAUGGACCCAAGCAUUAUUUCUCCUCGAAAGAGAAUCCUUCGUGAAAUGGAGCGUGUGAGUUUAGAAGACUUGGGAAGCUCGAAGCGUCAGCGAGCACACACCACUUGUGCCUUGCCCGUCGACAACAACGUCGGAGGAAACAGUUGCUCGACAACCAUUCAGACAAGCAAGGGGAGCAUCGGUAGCUACAGCAUAACAUCCCUACUGGGUCCCGGGCGGAAAGAAGAGCAGCCCUCCGCGGAGCCAUCGUUCCUGCGCACCCUUCUUCGUUCCCCCCCUCCGUCUCCCGAGCACAGUCCGCGGCACAGGAGCGCAGCGCCGGCCGUGUCUCCCGGGCCAGGGCUGCGACCAGCGCCGGUCGUUCCGUCCAUGGGUGCCUCCCCCCAUCUCACGCCCUUCCUGUCCCCGUCCCUGCUGUACCCCACCUACCUACCUCACCCGCACACCUCCACGCAUCCCUACUACCCUGUUCUUCCACCCGUGCCAUCUCCGUUCCGCAGCUCCCCCAUCCCGGCUCUGUGGGCGAACUACUCGCUCUCUAGUCUUCCACCGCCACCACGGGGAGCGCUGUACCCAGGCCACUCAGCACCGCUCAGCCCUUGCCCGUGGGGUCCGCUCACGCCGCAUCCUCUCGACGACUUCAAGAAGGAUGAUCCCAGCUCAGAUGUCCCGCUCAACUUGUCGAAGCAUGCAGGAUGAAGAAAGGCGUUCGGUGCACGAACACUCAGAGUGCAUCGGAUUUGGCAAGUGUUCUCACACUUGACUGGCAUACUAUCGUUCAAACUGACUUUACAAGCAAUGUUUUAAUACUCGAAGGAUGGUUUGAUCCUUCAUGUCUGUAUAUUGUAAAUACGGUGCAGGAUAGUCCUGCGUGCGACACAACUGAUUGUGCCUUCAUACGGGCAGAUUGCUGAUGCAUUGUACUGUACAUACCUAGACUGUAGUUAAGGUUGUUUAUUUUAUAAUAUCUGACAGUCAUAAAUGAAUGGGAAUGAAUAUCUUUGCUUGUGUGCAUUACUGUAUUGACAACUUUCUCAUUAUUUUUUCUCAUGUGCUAAUUGGCGUCAAAAAUCAUCUGGUAAAAAGCUCCAUUGUUGUUGGUGUAGUGAUAUCCAUAACUGUAUCGCGACGAUCUGCUUAAUCAGGGUGCAUGCUGCUCGUUGCAACUUUUGAUAUGUCUCAUGUUUUUCAUUCCAAAUAAAAGUGUUGGAAUUCUGUCAUUUCUGCAUUCCCCAUAAAUGUAGCCACUUGGUGAUUUACGUGUAUGUUACAAAGCAUGUUUUGUUUUUCUAUCUCUCCUUACCACUAUAGCUGCAUAACUAAUUAAAUUACUCAAUUGCAA
Messenger RNA from Bacillus rossius redtenbacheri, 2282 nucleotides. RefSeq lists its product as uncharacterized. The transcript is spliced from 5 exons. The record is from RefSeq and is a predicted model, not a curated record. The coding region runs from base 197 to 1639 and encodes 480 amino acids. Lineage: Eukaryota; Metazoa; Arthropoda; Insecta; Phasmatodea; Bacillidae.